This is a messenger RNA of Parnassius mnemosyne (clouded apollo), 510 nucleotides long. NCBI's taxonomy places the organism in Eukaryota, Metazoa, Arthropoda, Insecta, Lepidoptera, Papilionidae. The record is from the annotation of a GenBank genome assembly.
AUGAAGCGCUUCCUUAUCGUGUCUUUCGCUGAUGAAAUAAAUAAAAGAACAAAUGCAAAAUUACAGAAAUCAGUAGAGUUUACCGCGGCAAAAUAUGAUAAUAUAUUGAAGAGAUUAGUUCGACUUGAGAAUGCCAAAAAAGAAGAAAGAAGCCAGACACAAAUACUUGAAGAAAAAAUUAAACAGUUAGAAAAGUGGAUUCGUUUUGCGAGUGUUGGAAUUAGAAAUAUACCAAAAAAUCAGAGUGAGACUAAGCAAGAUUUGGCAAAUACUAUUAUAACUAUAGGGAAUUUAAUUAAAAUUUCAAUACAGAAUUCGGAUAUUAAAGAUGUUUUCAGACCCAAUUCAAAAUCAAAAAACAAGCCGAUUAUUGUCAAAUUCAGGUCAGUAUUAGUAAAGGAAAAAUUUAUUAAGGCUACGAAAUACUUCAACAAAGAACACAAGGAUGACAAGUUGAAUAUAGAUCAACUAUCAAUCAAAUGUCCAUGGACACCAGUAUUCAUUUCCUAA